Octopus sinensis (East Asian common octopus) is the source of this 1234-nucleotide messenger RNA. Its product is annotated as DNA-3-methyladenine glycosylase-like. Gene Ontology annotation, molecular function: DNA binding; alkylbase DNA N-glycosylase activity. Gene Ontology annotation, biological process: base-excision repair. The coding region runs from base 128 to 865 and encodes 245 amino acids. The record is from RefSeq and is a predicted model, not a curated record. The transcript has 3 exons. NCBI's taxonomy places the organism in Eukaryota, Metazoa, Mollusca, Cephalopoda, Octopoda, Octopodidae.
CUCUCUCUCUCACCCUCCCUCCCACUAUCUAUUCAUCUCAGGACAGCAAUGGGCUCUCAUUGACAUGCAAGUUCCAAUAUUACUGCUUCUACAUCCACUACUACAACUGCCGUGAAAGCAAAGAAAUAUGGCACCAAAAAAGAGACAAGCUGAGCAUAAAGAUUCUGAAAUAACCACUUGUAAAUAUUUUGCCAAACAAAACAAGGAGGAAAGUUCUUCAAGCAUUGAAAAACUGUUUGAUCCAUGCCUUAGGCUUAUAGGCACUUUCUACCAAAAAGAAUGUGUAGAACUUAGCAGAGCUCUUCUUGGCAAGUAUAUUGUACGAGCAUUCGAUGAUGGCUCUCAGGUUUGUGGUAAAAUAGUGGAAACAGAAGCAUACUGUGGCAUUGAAGAUGCAUGUUCCCAUUCUUACAACAAUAGAAGAACAAAACGGACUGAAGCUAUGUUCAUGCCUCCAGGAACUCUUUAUGUGUAUACCAUAUAUGGUAUGUACAGUUGUAUGAAUAUCUCAAGUUCUGGAGAUGGCUGUGCUGUUUUGAUACGAGCACUUCAACCCAUAUCAGGGCUUGAGAAAAUGCAAAGUUUGCGUUCAAAAAAGAACCCUUUGAAACCAAUAAAAGAGAAGAACUUAUGUAGUGGGCCUUCUAAACUUUGUCAGGCUCUUGAUGUCACUAAGGAAACAUUCAACAAAGAAGAUUUGAUAACCAGCAACCGUUUAUGGUUAUCAAGUGGAGAUACUGUGGAAGAUUCUGAGAUUGACAUUUCCAAAAGAAUUAAUAUAACUGGGGAUGAAAUAUGGGUUAAUAAACCACUUCGAUUUUUCAUAAAAUAUAAUCCAUAUGUAUCAGUGAAAAAUGCCAACUGAAAUGAAAUGAAAAAUGAGAAUGUUUUAAUGUCUUAGAAGAUAAUCUCUGAACAUUUUUGGCUUUCAUGUAAUGUAAAACCCCUUUGGCACUUAAACCAUCCACAUUGGGCCUAAAUAUUCUUCCUGUUUUAUGUUCAAACUGACUAGAUAUGGCCUCUCACACCUAUCCUACAAUGUUAUUCUAAAAUAAACAAUCACAUCAUGGAAAUGUCAGUCAUGCGAUAAUGAAGGAUUAAUUCGAAACAAUGGGAAUAAACAAGCACUCAUAUUUGACAGAGUAAUCCAAAUGCUAAAGGGCUAAGCAGGAAUAAUACAAAGCCCAUCUCUCUCUCUCUCUCUCUCUCUAUAUAUAUAUAUAUAUAUAUUAAC